Sinocyclocheilus rhinocerous is the source of this 1998-nucleotide messenger RNA. RefSeq names its product kelch domain-containing protein 4-like. The record is from RefSeq and is a predicted model, not a curated record. The coding region runs from base 121 to 1767 and encodes 548 amino acids. Gene Ontology annotation, molecular function: protein binding. Lineage: Eukaryota; Metazoa; Chordata; Actinopteri; Cypriniformes; Cyprinidae. The transcript is spliced from 11 exons.
CCAUCGAGAAGCGUGUUGUUGGCGGAAGUACUUGAUACGUCGGUCUUGUAGUUCAUUUAAAUCUCCAUGUGGCUGUAAUUGUCGCGUUUAAGUCAGUCUGUGUCUUUUGAAAAUAUCAAAAUGGGUAAAAGGGGUAAAAAAGAAAAUAAAGUGAAAGGAGCGGAGAAAACAGCAGCGAAAAUGGAGAAAAAGGUGUCAAAAAGGUCGAAAAGAGAGGAGGAGGAUUUGGAGGCUUUAAUUGCAGAAUUUCAGUCCAUGGACGCGAAAAAGACGCAGGUGGUGGAGACGUCGUGUCCCCCUCCGUCCCCCAGGUUGAACGCCUCUCUGUGUGCGCAUCCCGAAAAAGACGAGCUGAUUUUAUUCGGAGGGGAAUUUUUCAAUGGGAAGAAAACCUUUCUGUACAAUGAAUUAUUCUUCUACAACAUUAAGAAGAACACCUGGGUAAAGGUGGAGAUCCCAAACCCUCCUCCAAGACGCUGUGCUCAACAGGCAGUGGUAGUUCCCCAGGGUGGAGGGCAGGUGUGGAUAUUUGGGGGGGAGUUUGCGUCCCCUGACGGUGAGCAGUUCUAUCACUAUAAAGAUCUGUGGGUGCUUCACCUGGGGACACGCACAUGGGAGCAAAUCAAGGAUUAUAUCUAUUAUAAUGAUAUUCACGCUUUUAACCUGGACACGUUCACAUGGAGCCGUCUCCAGCCCACAGGAACUGUCCCCUGUCCCCGUUCAGCCUGUCAAAUGACCCCCACUCACGAUGGCAGUGGCGUCAUCAUCUACGGUGGAUACUCCAAAACUAGAGCAAAGAAGGAUGUGGAUAAAGGAACCAUACAUUCUGACAUGUUCCUGCUGAGGAGGGAAGGCAAAGAGGAGCAAGAAAAGUGGACGUGGAUGCGAGUGAACCCUUCAGGAGUCAAGCCCCCUCCUCGGUCUGGCUUCUCUCUGGCAGUGGGCCCCGGGGGCCGGGCGCUGCUCUUCGGUGGCGUCUGUGAUGAGGAAGAUGAGGAGUCUCUGGAAGGAGACUUUUUUAAUGACCUUUACUUUUAUGAUAUCAGCAAAAACCGGUGGUUUCCUGCCCAGCUAAAGGGCAACAAGUCAGAAAAGAAGAAGAGGCGCCGUGGGAAGAAAGGAGAACAGACGAAUGAAACUGAAGGGGAGAAAGAGGAGGCACAAGGUCCCACUGAGAUUAUUAAAGAGAUCGUGGCUGAGGAUGGAACAGUUAUGACCAUCAAGGAAGUGAGUCCAGCCGCACAGGCAGAGGAGGACAGUGAGGAGGAGGAGGAGGAGGAGGUUGACGAAGAGGAGGAGGCGGCUGCAAUGGCUCCCCUGGUGGAGCCCUGUCCUCGCUCCAGCGCCAUGGCAACGGUGAAGCACGGCAAGUUGUACUUGUAUGGCGGAAUGUUUGAGGUGGGAGAUCGACAGUUCACACUCUGCGAUCUCUACAGCCUGGACCUGCAUAAGAUAGACAAGUGGGAUGUUCUAGUGGAAAUGGACCCCAAGACUCAGGAGUGGCUGGAAGAAUCAGAAUCAGAAGAUGAAGAAGAAGAAGCAAAGGGGGGUGAGGAUGAGGAAGAGGGGGAAUCCGAAGAGGAGAGUGAAGAAGAUGCAGACCAUCCUCCAGUAAAGCCUGGAGAAGCGCUUGCGGAUUAUCAAACACGGACUGAGAAGUACUGGCUGGGUCUGGCCCGAGCCAACAUGGGUCCUGAUGCCAAAGAGAAGAAAGUACAAAAGGUCGGCCACGCCAUGGCCAAAGUGUUCUUUGAGGAUCAGGAAUGAGAUUAAAUGUGUGUGUGAGUAUGUGUGUUUGAGAAGAUAAUUAAAGUGUUUGUUUGUGAUAAAGAGAAUGGAUAUGUGUUAUCAUAUAUAUUAGCAAGCUGUGUGUGUGUCUGAAAGUGUACAAAAGAGAAUGAAUGGAUGACGUUUAAUGUUUAAAAAACAUGGCCUUACUCUUUUCUCACUAUUUUGUCAUGUGUUUUUUAUUAUUAAUAAGGGAAGCUGAACCUCAAA